GCCCCUAAGGAGUGAGUGGUGCUGGGGGAAUGAUGGAAUUUUUACCUCAUUGAGGUACAAAGUUCUGAAAUAAUUAAGUCAGCUUUUGACUCUAGUUAUUAAACGCCUACGGAUCUUCAAUUAUGGAUGGCUAAUAUUGGGUGAUGGAAAAAGAGGGACAUGAAUUUUAUUUGAAGAAACCAAAAAUAGAGUUUGAUACAAAUGCUGAGCAAGGUGCGAGCAGUGCAAACUGCGGGACUAAGCUUGCGCUUUGUGAAAUCAAAACGGAGCCUUUAGACGAAUAUUGGCCAACGCCUGUUUUCACUAUCGAUGCUUGGAACCAGUUGGAAAAAGAACAUGCUCGAUCCAUUCAGGCCCCUGUUGUUGGCAGUGAGCUCCAGAUAUCAACUGUACCAAUUAUAACCGCUGAAGACAAAGAUUUGCCAUACAGUAAAAAGGAAGAAAAUGUCAUUGAAACUGUUGGCGAAUCCGUUGGAAAUUUGUUAACAGCUGUUAAAAAAAAGGCCGAAAAGGAGCAAACUGAUCAGGAUAAACACAUCAAAGGCGCUAAGACAUUAGAUGCCAAUUUUAACACCAAUUCAUCAGGCAAAAAGGAUGACAACUCUCAAGACACCAAUGGUCAGAAUAAUGGAAGCAAUGAAGAAAACGAUAAAGACCAAAUUAAUACCGCCAACAAGGAAAUUUCCAAAGUGCACCCUGCUGGAACAAAUCAGGAGAACCAGCCUGAAAUACAUGGCAAUGUGAACGGACGAAGGCACCAAAGCUCUCCAUUAAAUCAUCUCAGCCCUACUAAGAAACUGCGUUUGGAGAAACCUCGGAGACUUUACAGUGACCAAUCCGAAAUUUCUCCCAUUGCGGAUGCACUUGUGAAAAUGCGCAAAGAUAAGAUAGGCACAGACUGCGAAAUUAAAAUCCAAGGCGAAAUCUUUCAUUGCCACUCCGUUAUCUUAAGGAGACACGAAGGAAGUUUUUUUCGAGAAAUUUUUGAGAAUAGCAGCAUGGAAAAUGAAUGCAUUUUCCAAACAGAGGAGAUCAGCAAGGCAACGUUCAAAAAAAUUUUGCAAUAUCUGUACACAAGCAAAGUGGAUCUUUCGAGCUAUGACGAAGCCUUGCAGAUGCUUGCUGCAUCGAAAGAGUUAAAAUUAGACGAGCUCGUCAAACACUGCACUCGAUAUUGCACUAGGCAAUUACUUGGUGAUGAAGCAUCAAUUUGGCAAGCAUUGGAAGACCUCCUACACAAUCAGCCUCAACCUUAUCAGUUGUGUCUAUGUGGAGUAGCAUCGUUCAACAAACUGAUUUUCAAAAAAGAAUUCCUCUCAAUCAGUUACAACACACUUCGCUUCAUUGUGGAGCAAAAUUUCCUGCCAAACUGCAAGGAAAAUAUUUUGGUUCAUUAUGUGGAGGAGUGGGCCAAACACCAACUCGGAAAGGAGAACAUCGAUGUCAACCAUGAAAAUUUGCGUGGAGCUCUAGGUCCAAUUAUUGGCAAAUUGCGUUUCCUUUGUUUCCGAGAGGAAGACUUCCUGCAACUUUUCAGGCGGACGCUUUUGAUCACUGAGAAAGAAAAGCUCGCUAUUCUCGAGAGCUUCCUCUCCGGUUCUAGCAACGCCCCGGCGGAAAACAUCAGCAGUGAGAGAAAAACUAGAGAUGGAAGCCAUCCAAAUCUAUUUCGCAUUCCGAAAUACCCUAUGAGCUCAGACCAACUGUUUGUGGACCCAUCUUCACCAAGUGUGAGGUGCUCGUUCGUAUUUUCACCCAACGUCGACAUACUCUUGCUUAGUUUCCAGUUUUUUGCAAAGAUUUCAACAGACAUAAUCUGCAAUGGUGGUUUUUACACGGAGCGUAUCACCGCACAAGUCCUUCGAAUUGAUGGAUCCAAUGCUGAAAUUUUAAGAGAGCUGUCAAUUUCGGAGCUUGUGGAGUACGACUCGUGUUUGACUGUUAAACUGCCCGCGCCCGUGAUUUUGCACAAGAGCAACGUUUUCUGCUACGCCAUAAAAAUCAUUCUUCACAGCGCUGGCACCUACAACACGGAGCAAAACAACUACAACAUCUUGCAAACUUUUGACCAGCAUAACAUAACGCCACUCAAGAGUGACUGGUGUUGGGGAAAUGAUGGAAUUUUCACCGGGUUCAAGUACAAAGUUAUAGAUUAAAUGAGCCAUAAAUCUGUGGUCAUCAUAGAUCAGCAUUUUUCAUGUCUAAUUGGCACAUCUUAUUAAAAAACUUUUAAGCAUUAAAUUUGUCCCAAAACGUAAUCGUUCAGUGUCUAUAUUCGUCUAUUCAUCAUGUAUAAAAAUACAACAGGAAAUUAAAAAAUGAGAAAUCCUUGUACCAUGAGUGUCUACCCAUAUUAACAUAUUAAAUAAAAAGCAUUUAUUAAAAACAGCCUAUUAUGUAUGUUAAAUUCAUUAAGCGCAUUUUUUUCAGCCUAUUUUAUAUAAUUUUUGUGUAUGUAAUAUUAUGAAUGCAUGUCUUUUAAUAAAUU
Molecule: messenger RNA, 2488 nt
Organism: Neocloeon triangulifer
Lineage: Eukaryota; Metazoa; Arthropoda; Insecta; Ephemeroptera; Baetidae
Exons: 11
Coding region: 144-2156 (670 amino acids)
Biological process (GO): neurogenesis
Cellular component (GO): P-body; cytosol
Molecular function (GO): protein binding
Source: RefSeq, a predicted model, not a curated record